CGUGUUUAACAAAAAAAACAAAACAGUUGUUAGCAAUGUCUGACUUUACUGUCAUGUGUAACUGGCUACUUUUCACACUGUUACGAAUAUAACCAAAUAACUCUGUGACGUACGAGUCACUUUAUAAGCUGAGUAUGUGGUGAUUGAGAUUCCCCUCUGCGUCGGUACAGGAUGACGAGCUGCUGCGGCUACAGCAAGAGAGACUUUAGGGAAGAGCCAAAAGUCUAAAUAUUCAGCAUUCAGCGGACACCUCGGCAUCUGUGUGUUUUCCAGCCAGCAGCAUGUGGACGUCUCUGCCAGUCCUCUUGCCCCUAAUCGUUUUAGUCUUCUCCGGGUGCAAGAGCGCUUCGAAGUUCCCCUGUCCGAGGAUCUGCCGCUGCUUCUCCAACACAAUCAGAUGCAACAAUUUGACACAAGGGUCUGCGCGGAUGAUGGACCACAGAGAUAAAAGGCUGUUUUUCUAUCACUUGUCCUUACACACUAUUUCAAGCCGUUCUUUUGAGGGGUUGAAAGGAGUCCAGAGAAUAGAGAUUGCUCAGAGCGUGACCCUGGAAACUAUUGAGACAUUAGCGUUUAAUAACCUUCUCAGCCUUUCUGAAAUCUCAAUCCAGAACACCAGGAGUCUGAUGCACAUUGGCAGAAGGACAUUUAACAACCUUCCUAAACUGCAUUAUUUGAGCAUCUCAAAUACUGGGUUGACAGUUUUUCCUGAUAUUACGUCGAUUAAUUCUCUUGAAUCAGAGUUUAUCUUGGAUAUCUGUGACAACUUGUACCUACUGGAAAUACCUCCAAACGCUUUCAUUGGAAUGACGAAAGAAUAUGUUACAAUGAACAUGUACAACAAUGGCAUCAGAGAAAUACAUGACCAUGCCUUCAACGGGACAAAGAUAGAUAAGCUGGUAUUAAAGAAUAAUCGAAACCUCAGAGUGAUCCACAGAGAUGCCUUCAAAGGAGCCACAGGCCCUGGAGUCUUGGACGUGUCUGCCACAGCUCUCACAAAGUUACCAGCACAGGGACUGGAGUCAGUUCUGGUGUUGUUAGCUCAGUCAGCGUACGCCUUGAAGAGUCUGCCUCCUCUUCAGGGACUGUGGAGUCUACGAGAGGCCCAUCUCACCUACAACAGUCACUGUUGUGCACUGCUGAGCUGGAACACUGACAGGGACCUUCCCAUCCAUUCUGCAGGGAAUAAUGGCUCUACAUAUUGUGAUGAGAGUGACCCAUCAGCAAGGGUUCAGCAUGUGAUUGGAGGUUCAGCAGACAUGACCUUUGUCAAAGAUAUGCCAUUUUUUUCAGACGUCAAUCUGUUUAUGGAGGAUGAAGGCUUUGGAGAUGUGAAUUUCCACUAUCCAGAACUAGACCUCUGUCAGACCCAAUCGACUUUGGUUUGUACACCUGAAGCAGAUGCUUUCAAUCCCUGUGAGGACAUCGCAGGGUUCAGUUUUCUCAGAGUGGCCAUUUGGUUUAUCAACAUACUGGCCAUCACAGGUAACCUGACAGUCCUCCUGGUCUCCUUCGCCAGCCGGAACAAGCUGACCGUGUCUCGUUUUCUCAUGUGCCACCUGGCUUUUGCAGACUUCUGCAUCGGGAUCUACCUCUUGAUGAUAGCCACAGUAGACUUGCGCACACGUGGUCACUACAGUCAGCAUGCUAUUGAAUGGCAGACAGGGCCUGGCUGUAGUGCUGCAGGCUUCCUGUCUGUGUUUGGUGGGGAGCUGUCAGUCUACACACUUUCCACCAUCACCCUGGAGCGCUGGCACACCAUCACCAAUGCUCUGCGGAUAGAGCGACAUCUGGUACUCACGCAGGCGGCAAGUAUAAUGGCGACUGGAUGGCUCAUCUGCCUGGGGAUGGGGAUGCUGCCCCUGGUUGGUGUGAGCAGUUAUGCCAAAGUGAGCAUGUGCUUACCCAUGGAUAUAGAGACACCUCUGGCUCAGGCCUUCAUCAUAAUUAUCCUGCUCUUCAACGUGGGUGCCUUUGUUGUUGUGUGUGUUUGUUAUGUGCUGAUCUAUCUGGCUUUAAAGAACCCUGAGUUACCCAGAAGAAGUGCUGACACCAAGAUUGCAAAGCGCAUGGCCGUGCUCAUCUUCACAGAUUUUCUCUGCAUGGCGCCCAUCUCCUUCUUUGCCAUCUCUGCAGCGUUCAAGGUUCCCCUCAUCACAGUUACCAACUCCAAGAUUCUGCUGGUCCUCUUCUUCCCCAUCAAUUCUUGUGCCAAUCCUUUCCUUUACGUCAUCUUCACCAAGGCUUUCAGAAAGGAUGCAUAUCAGCUCAUGAGUGCCAUGGGCUGCUGUAAAAGCAAGGCCAGGAUUUAUCGCAUGAAGGCCUACUAUGGCAAAAAUGCAUUCAAGAACAACUUGGGAUCCAGUAAUAAAAGAUCAAGCCCAGGAGUCAGGCUGGCUGUGAUGGCAGGGCAGAGCCAUCACGUGAAAGAGGAGGUAGAGCUGACCUGAAAUAAGAAAAAGAAAUGCAAAAUUCUUUUAGACUAUUAGGACGGAAGAUCAAGGAAAUUGAGGAAUAAGAAGCUGGAUUUGGUGGAAAUUAUUUACUUGUAGGCAUGUUGAUGACAUUAGUGACACAUUCCAUUCUGCACUGUAGGAGACAGUCAUAUUAUUUAUUAGAAAAUAUACACAAAUCUUAUUUAGUAAGUUGUGAAAACUGUAGAGAGCCUUGUUCUAUCAAGUCAGAUAUCAGUUCAGCACACUGACUGGGACGUUUUUCAUGGGCGACAUAAGAGGAAAAGUGCAAACAAACCUAAUAAGACUGAUGAUGGCUCUGUUCAGUUAAGUGUGCUAUCACUCACUGCAUCAGUCCCACCUGUAGCUUCCCUGCUUAUCACGUUUCCUUUGCAAAAGUCCUAUGGUGAGGUGAACAUUAAGAAAAAAUCUGCAGAGGCAAACUCGAGAACAGCUAUCAGUUGGACCUCAAUGGAUCCUCUUUGUUUGGUCAGCUAUGAACUUUCAAUCUCAAUCUUUAAUUGGAUGAGCUAAAUGGACAAAAUGUCCUUAAAAACACUUCUAUGAUAAACUGAGACUGAGUGAUCACCUUCAUCCUGCCUUCAUCUCCAAGCAGUUGUUGUUGUUUUAUUGCA
Scatophagus argus is the source of this 3088-nucleotide messenger RNA. RefSeq names its product luteinizing hormone/choriogonadotropin receptor (gene lhcgr). The transcript is spliced from 11 exons. Gene Ontology annotation, biological process: phospholipase C-activating G protein-coupled receptor signaling pathway; ovarian follicle development; male gonad development. The coding region runs from base 282 to 2450 and encodes 722 amino acids. The record is from RefSeq and is a predicted model, not a curated record. Gene Ontology annotation, molecular function: luteinizing hormone receptor activity. Gene Ontology annotation, cellular component: membrane. NCBI's taxonomy places the organism in Eukaryota, Metazoa, Chordata, Actinopteri, Scatophagidae.